AGCGGCGCGGCGGGGGUGGGGGUGGCGGCGGCGGCUGUCGCAGUGCGCGGCCGGAGCCAGCGGAGCCGCCGGCCCCAGCGGGCCAGGCCAGGCCGGGCCGGGCCGGGCCGGGUGGUGCCAUGAAGGGGAAGGAGGAACGGGAAGGCGGCGCGGCGGGGCCCGGAGCGGCGGGGCCGGGCGGAGGGGGUGCCGGAGGCGGCAGCCCCGAGAAGAGCCACAGCGCGCAGGAGCACAAGGAGCAGGGCAACCGGCUCUUCGGCGGCCGCAAGUACCCCGAGGCCGCCGCCUGCUACGGACGCGCUAUCAACCGCAACCCCCUGGUCGCUGUCUACUACACCAACCGUGCCCUGUGCUACCUGAAGAUGCAGCAGCACGACAAGGCCCUGGCCGACUGCAAGCGAGCCCUGGAGCUGGACGGGCAGUCGGUGAAGGCUCACUUCUUCCUGGGCCAGUGCCAGAUGGAGAUGGAGAACUAUGACGAGGCCAUUGCCAACCUGCAGAGAGCCUACAACCUGGCCAAGGAGCAGAGGCUGAACUUCGGGGACGACAUCCCCAGCGCGCUGCGCAUCGCCAAGAAGAAGAGGUGGAACAGCAUCGAGGAGAGGAGAAUCAACCAGGAGAAUGAGCUCCACUCCUACCUCACCAGGCUCAUCAUGGCCGAGAAGGAGAGGGAGCUGGCUGAGUGCCGGAAGGCGCAGCAGGAGGAGAGCGCAGACGAGAGCCGGAGCCGAGUGCAGCUGGCCAGCAUCGAGGCCAAGCACGACAAGUACCUAGCAGACAUGGAUGAGCUCUUCUCCCAGGUGGAUGAGAAGAGGAAGAAGAGGGACAUCCCUGACUACCUGUGUGGGAAGAUCAGCUUUGAGCUGAUGCGGGAGCCCUGCAUCACGCCCAGCGGCAUCACCUACGACAGGAAGGACAUCGAGGAGCACCUCCAGCGCGUGGGGCACUUCGACCCGGUGACUCGCAGCCCCCUGACCCAGGAGCAGCUGAUCCCCAACCUGGCCAUGAAGGAGGUGAUCGAUGCCUUCAUCUCGGAGAACGGCUGGGUGGAGGAUUACUGAGGGGCGGCGCUGCCCCGUGGCACGGC
Dryobates pubescens (Downy woodpecker) is the source of this 1087-nucleotide messenger RNA. It is a transcript of the gene STUB1, whose product is annotated as STIP1 homology and U-box containing protein 1. NCBI's taxonomy places the organism in Eukaryota, Metazoa, Chordata, Aves, Piciformes, Picidae. Gene Ontology annotation, cellular component: Z disc; cytoplasm. Bases 120 to 1061 code for a protein of 313 amino acids. Gene Ontology annotation, molecular function: protein-folding chaperone binding; ubiquitin protein ligase activity. The transcript is spliced from 7 exons. Gene Ontology annotation, biological process: protein polyubiquitination; proteasome-mediated ubiquitin-dependent protein catabolic process; protein quality control for misfolded or incompletely synthesized proteins. The record is from RefSeq and is a predicted model, not a curated record.